CUCUAUAAAAAGUCUUCUCAUCUUUACUCAGGCACUUGCAGCUUCAAAAUGCCAGUAGCGCUACACGAACUGCUUUUGUUCACGAUUGGAAUAGUUUAUCUAACAGAUGGAAACUCAGCACUGCUAUCUGUACGAAAAGACCCUAGGUGUGGGCAGAAACCACAUGAGACAAAGCCAUGGAGUUACUUCAACCUCCUCACACGCAUUGUUGGUGGGAACCAGGUGGAACAAGGCUCCCAUCCAUGGCAGGUUUCCUUGAAACGAAGGCAAAGACAUUUCUGUGGCGGCACCAUUGUUUCUGCUCAGUGGGUGGUCACGGCAGCUCACUGUGUUGUAGACAGGUAUAUAUUGGAUUACCUGAAUGUCACUGCAGGAGAGUAUGAUUUGAGUCUUGAGGAGGAGGAAGAGCAGACUCUGCCUGUUGAGUCCAUCAUUAAACACCCAAAUUUCAAUCCUGGAAGACCCAUGAAUUAUGACAUUGCCCUUGUGAAGUUGAAGGGUUCCUUCAGAUUUAGUCCAUCGGUUGUGCCAGCAUGCCUUCCUGAUCCAGAUGAGAAGUUUGAUCCAGGCUACAUUUGCACCACUUGUGGUUGGGGCCGUCUAAGAGAGAAUGGAAACCUUCCUCAAGUUUUGCAUGAAGUGAAUUUGCCGAUCCUGAAUUACAAGGAAUGUUCUAGAAUAUUAUUAACUUUGAGAAAACCAAUCCAAGGUGACACUUUGAUGUGUGCUGGAUUUCCAGAUGGAGGAAAGGAUGCAUGCCAGGGUGAUUCUGGGGGUCCUCUUUUGUGCCGGCGUAAGCAUGGUGCCUGGACUCUGGCUGGUGUGACUUCCUGGGGCAUGGGCUGUGCUCGUGGUUGGAUUAAUAACUUGCGGAAAAACUAUGACCAGAGAGGAUCACCAGGUGUUUUCACAGAUCUCAGGAAAGUGCUCUCCUGGAUUCAUGGAAAGAUCAACGCUGACUUGAAAAUGAAAAGUUCUACAGCCUCAUGUAGCAGUCAGGAUGGCAAACUGCGUGGCAAUGAAGGGUCAUUACGUUUCCCUGAAAGUCCCAAGCAUUUCUACGAAAACAACCAGUUGUGUGUGUGGACUCUUCUUGUCCCAAAAGGAAUGCACAUACUUCUUAAUUUUUCCCACUUUGAUGUAGAGCCAGACACAUUCUGUGACUAUGAUUCCUUGCUGGUGUAUUCAAAAGAUGACAGGCUUGUUGGGAAAUUCUGUGGUGAUGAUCCUCCGUUGCCAAUUUUAGUGGGCUACAAUAGCAUGAGGCUGAAAUUUGUCUCUGAUAAUAAGGAGUAUGGAGCUGGAUUUUCCAUGACAUACAAAGCAGUUUCACCAGAUGCUCUUCCUGAUUCUGGCUGUGGGUCCUUAGCUGUCCUUUUUAAAGCAGGAGUGAUACAAAGCAUACACUAUCCUGAACCCUACAGUAACCUGGCACAGUGUCACUGGAUUAUUCAUGCUCCGGAGGACCAUGUCAUUCUGCUUACUUAUCAAUCUUUUGAAACUGAAGAAAAUGAAGACUGCUCCUAUGACUCUGUGACAGUAUAUGAGGAUUCAGCAAAAGAGGAGGAAAUAGCCAAGUCUUGUGGAUUUGCUGUUCCACCGCCUGUCCUGAGUUUCUCUAAUGUGAUGCUGAUCAUCUUUAAAUCAGAUGAAACAGAAACUUUUGGGGGAUUUCGAGCCACAGUCUCCUUCAUUCAUAUGGCAGAUUUAAAUGUAUCAGAUUCAAACAAUGAAACAACAUUUCUUGAAGAUGUCCAUGUGGCCAUAAAUGAAACAGAAAUUCCAGAUUAUAUCUGUGGAGUGCCUUUAAACCAACCCAGAUUUCUCUUCAGUAGGAUAGUUGGAGGUGAGGAAGCUGUACCCUACUCAUGGCCUUGGCAGGUCAGCAUCCAGAUUUCAGCAGAACAUGUGUGUGGAGGAGCAGUUUUUGCCAAAGACUGGGUUGUCACAGCUGCUCACUGCUUUAGUCAUAAGGAACAGUACAAAGAUUUAUGGAUGGUGGUUGCUGGACUCCAUGAUAUUACAGAGCAAGAGCACAGUCAGAAAAGAUCAGUGAAGCAAUACAUCAUGCAUCCAAAUUUUAACAAGACCACCAUGGAUUCCGACAUUGCGCUACUGCAAUUGACAGAGCCUUUAAAAUUUAAUCACUAUGUGCGCCCAGUGUGCCUUCCAGAGGAAGAAGAGGAGGUUCAGCCUUCCCAAGUGUGCACUAUCACAGGAUGGGGUGCAUAUGAUGAAGACAGAGAAAAGACCAAAAAGCUUCAGCAGCUGGAAGUCCCCAUCCUUGUGCUUGAGACAUGUCAGAAGUACUAUGUGAACCAUUCUGGUAAAGUGACCCAAAGGAUGUUCUGUGCUGGAUUUCCUCAAGAAGAGGGAAAGGAUUCAUGUACAGGUGACUCUGGUGGCCCAUUAGUUUGUCCUUCAGAAGAUUCAGGAUUUUACACCCUCAAUGGAAUAAUAAGCUGGGGCUUUGGUUGUGGAAGAAAAGGCUACCCAGGAGUCUAUACAAAUGUUGCUGUUUUCAUGGACUGGAUCAAUCAGCACAUGAGUAGUGGCAAGACACAAAUAUCAUCAAGCUAUUCAGACUUUCAAGACAGAAGCUAAACUCAGCAGUGACUGGGAGUACCUUGUAUCAUAUGCUCCAGUGGUUCUACCUUCAUAAUGGAAUUCCUCUAUGACUCUCAAGGACCUUACUUCUGUGACUCCUGAAUGGCUUACAAGUUUCAUGACUCACAAUUAAGAUUAAAAUUCCUCUGUGCCUUUUGGACAUUGAACUCCUCAUUUUGUAUUUGGAAAACUCAGUGGAUCUGUAAGUUAAGGGACGCAUUUAUAGUAAUAAAAUGCAUUUUAAGCCUUUGCA
Gavialis gangeticus (Gharial) is the source of this 2860-nucleotide messenger RNA. RefSeq names its product ovochymase 2 (gene OVCH2). Gene Ontology annotation, molecular function: serine-type endopeptidase activity. The transcript is spliced from 21 exons. Bases 49 to 2604 code for a protein of 851 amino acids. NCBI's taxonomy places the organism in Eukaryota, Metazoa, Chordata, Crocodylia, Gavialidae. The record is from RefSeq and is a predicted model, not a curated record. Gene Ontology annotation, biological process: proteolysis.